Molecule: messenger RNA, 5174 nt
Organism: Eleginops maclovinus (Patagonian blennie)
Lineage: Eukaryota; Metazoa; Chordata; Actinopteri; Perciformes; Eleginopidae
Product: thiosulfate sulfurtransferase/rhodanese-like domain-containing protein 2
Exons: 9
Coding region: 3433-4833 (466 amino acids)
Source: RefSeq, a predicted model, not a curated record
UGAUGCAGUGCAGGUUCUCCUCGAUGACGAAUCUCUCCACAGAAUGGCUGCCGGGCAUGACGGGGCCCUGGGGGUGAGAGCAGGUCAGCUGUGCACUCUCAGUCAAAUGUUAACAUGUUUUCAUAGCCAGGGCGUCACGUACCUCUGGGGCGUCGGUGUAGUCAAACAUGCGGAAGACCACCCGGGGCAUGGGGUACUGGGCGUCGGGCAUGUGUCCCGGAGGGGUAAAGGGGGGCAGGUUGUGCUGAAGGGCCUCACACAGCACGCUGUCGAAGGCGAUGUACGGACGCAGGAUGUGGCGCUCCUGCCAGCGGUCCUUCUUCAGCUUCUGGAUCUGAGCCCACAGGCAGUCCAGGUACUGAGGGAGGACGGGGGGGAUGUGGAUUUUACAAUCAGUGAGCAAUACAACGUCAAGGGAAUUGUGAUUCACAAUCAUUCAUUUGUCCAAAUUAUAAUGUAGUAAUGAAAGUGUAGUUCUUUAAUCCGUCUCUCACCUCCUCUUGUAGGUGUGGCUUCUCUGCUGUCCACACCUGCAGCAUGGGGACGUGAGUCUUUACUCGCCGCCUAGUGAGUAUAGAAAAGUGAGACGUUAAGGAGGAGCUGACUAAUACAAAAAAUGUCAUAAAAAGAAGAAGAAAAAGAAGCAUGAAAGUGUGGCAGAGAUCUUACUUGAGGAAGCCUUCGAUCUGGCUGAGGAGUCGGUCCAUCUCGACGUCUUUCUUCUCGUAGAGCUCCUUCCCCACCCAGGGCAGACAGGAAAGAACCACGUACACAAACCAGUCGGCCCGGACCUGAAGGCACAAACAACACCACUUAGAAAAUCACAUUCUUUUCAACCUCUACAGUUAACAUUUAAGAGUUAGGAGGUAUAGCACAUGUCUGUGUGACGUAAAUAGCUUCAAAACAUUCCAGUUGCACUUUGUUUGCUUUCCUUUCAAAUGUUUCUUAGCUACACCCUCUUCUACCCACCUGUGGUACAUCUUCCUCUUGAGUAACACUGAUAAAGUUUUCGAACAUGGCCACCAUUGAAGGAGCCGCGAUCACAUGGCAGUUGACCAAGUCAGACAGAAAACGCACCUACAAAAAUAAGAGAAGAUAUCACGUCAACAAAAAAGCGAGAAAGAUGCAAGGACUAUUUUAGGAGUCUAUGAACAAAAGUGAACGUACCAGAUAAACAGCUUCAUUGUACAGGUUGUUCUUCAGAGUCUCCUUGAGUUGUCUGAUCAUGGCCUCCACAAACUCGCCCCCAAAGUUGUAGUUCCUGGCAUUCAGGAGGCCGACCAGAGUCGUGUACACGGUCAGCUUCUCAGGGAGGAGGCGGGCGCUGUCAACGAGAGACAACUCAGUGAAACACGACCACGCAAACAGUUAGCAUUUCAACAUAAAAACAGUGUUCCACAGUGAGGAACUUACACAGCACAUAAAAUACGCAGGAUUUUGUUUUUGUAGUUUGGAAGGUCGGCUUCCAGGACACCUGCAAGCCCCUCCAAGUUGCUCUCGAGGGACGAAGUACUCUGUGAAGAAGAAGUCAACAAUUUGGUUUGUUUUUGCUGAACUAUAGUGUUUUAAAUUACAACAAACACUGUCAAAAGUGCUCUAUAUAGAUCUGCAGGAGGUAGAUUUCCAGUGUUAAUGUUUUACCUUCUCCCCGACACGACAUAUCAGUGACUCCAGGCGGUCUUCUAUUUCAAUGGGCUCCGACGUUCUCCUCCUUUUAUGUGCCUGACCUCCUGGAAGGGCAAAAGAACAAGAAAAUAAUGUCAAAGGGAGUGGAAUGAGAAACAUGAACUGAUUAGGGAUCUCAAGGGCAGCCUUGAUGGAAAAUACACCGUAAAACCAUGACGUGUGUUUAAUAUUAAACAGCCCAGAUUGACAUGGUUCUGGUUCACCUUGCAGAGGCACUUCAACAAAUGUACUUAAGAAAAGCUGAGACAAUGAGUCAUUAGGGUUAUAUAUUAUAGACGUUCAAUUAUUAGCAAGGAGGUGCAUUUUUAACCUGCAUUGCAAGACAAAUUCACAUUAGUAUUAGUGGUGUUUGGCACGUAGGGACUAGAGUUAGAGACAUGAUGAUGGAAACGUGUUACAACUUAUCAAUCAAGUAUGAAGGUAUCGCAAUUGAUGAAAGCAGCCAUCUUCUAAAAGUAACAUUAACGUCUCUGAUGUUGCACUUCUGAUUUAGUUCUAUUUUAAGGUGGAUUUUCCCCUUUACUGCUAAUAAUAGGUACUUUUUACUGGCCAUGCGUCAGAGGUUUAAAGAAAAUCUUGAGGAUAAUAAAACAAAGCAUGGCUACAUGUAAUAAAAACCUACUCUCAGAGAGGUUUUUGCAUUAAUCACAUCACUAGGUUGCCGCCCCCAUACUAAGCACACAGGUUAACAGAAGCUAACCUAGUAGCUAGCUAACACGUACCGAUUAAAAGGUAGUGCAAUACAAUUUUCUAGCUUUAAACCCGCAACUACGACCCGACAAAUCGACCCGUAUUUACUGCUGGACAUGCUUGCUGUAACAUUGAGACUUAAAAACUGAAACAAGUGCAGUAAUUAAUUAACAUAAUCGCAGCAAUGUGAUUAAACACGCUCCGUUAGCUCGUUAGCCCAACGUCUGAGUGUGCUAGCUGUACACAUGUAUCUAACGGUCACUAACCGUCAUUCUCGCUCUCGCUGUGUCGUCUCCUGGACAUUUUGUUACUCCGUUUCACUAUAAAUGAAAGGAAAUUCGACCAAAAAAUGAAUAAGAAAUAAAGUAAUAAUGCAGCUGAGCUUCUAGAUCAUUCAGCCUGUCCGCUAUUCGUGGAGCAGAAAAAUACUAGCGGUCUGAUUCAAGUGAUGGACAUCCGGGGCAACAGGAAGAAGCGUUGUCUGUUUUUAAUUUUAAUAUAUUUUCCCUUUAUUUAUUCAAGAAAACAUAUGAAUAUCAUAUAUUUUGUAUUCAAAUAAGCCUCCAUAAGUGGUAGACAUACAAAGUAAUACAAAAAUGCAGUUUCACAUUUCAGAGAUUCAAUACAGCCAAGAAAUCUGCAGAAUCAGGACCGUUAAAAGGAGCACCAAGGAAGAUAAUGUGCUAUUAUAAUAUUUAAGAUAAACACAGGUAAUAAAUAUAUAUUAAAUUGUAUUGUUUGGGGGUAGAUAAUGCUGGUCCCCGCUCCAAUACAGUAGGUGGCAGUAAAUGCACCUUAAAGCUGUGAAACAACAGAACAAGAUAAAGAAGGUGCACCGUCCUUUUUCGUCCGAUGCCUAUAUUUACUAAAGCACGUUUGGUGACAGUUGUCUGUGUAAAACGUUUAUAAUGCUAUUUUAAAGACGUUAUAUUUAAUAUUUUCCGACAUCAAUUAACAUCGAAUGUCCUGGUAAUGCAUAACUUCUAUAUGUACUGAAAUAGUUUCAUCUAGCUUAGUUUAUAAGUGUUGACUAGAUUGUUUAAAGCUCCUAAAAACAUGGCAGAGGAUGAUACAUCUUUAUCCGAGUUCAUGGACUUGGAUCUGGACAGUAGGACAUGUAAUGGUGUGAAACAGGAGAGACAGCUGUCUGCCUCACAGAGAAGGUGCUACAGCUUGUGCAGGAGGAAGUCAUUUGCUGCCUUUGUGGCAUCCAAGAGGGACAGCCGUCAGGAGGAGGGGAACCCAUCUUGGUGCUGCUGUGGUCAGAUCUUCAAAGAACACUCUGACAUUCACAAACACGUGGCCCGGACUCAUGAUCCUGAGAUACAGCAGCUCGCACAGGACGCUUAUCAGUGUCUGUUAAAGCAGCUGGAAGAAGAACCUGAAACCCAGCAGCCCAACGAGUGUGAGACAGAGCCGGUGGACAUUUCGGCCUGGAUACCUGACACCAGUCGCAUCUCUGAGGAGCAGCUCCAGAAGGGUCCAGGCAAGGUCCUCCUCUAUUACCAAUACUGUCAACUGAAGGAUCCACAUGUCAUCUGUGCUUGGCAGAAAGCUUUGUGUGAGAAGCUCCACUUAACUGGCAAGGUGAGGGUGGCGACUGAAGGCAUCAACGGAACAGUUGGUGGCUCAAACAUGGCGACUGAUGUUUACAUCGAUGCAAUGCGAUCACACCCUCUCUUCAAGAUGGAAAAGGAAGAUUUUAAGACAAGUGAUGGUGGUGCAGAGUGUUUUAAAGACCUGAGGGUCGGAGUCUAUAAGGAAAUCGUCCCAAUGGGAAUGGAUCCUGAUGUGUUGUCCUACCGACUGGCAGGAGUUCACCUGGAGCCAGAGGAGUUCCAUAAAGAGGUGGAGGCUCUGUUGACUAAACCGGAUGAGAACAGUGACACCAUCCUCCUGGACUGCCGCAAUUUUUAUGAGAGUAAAAUUGGGCAGUUCACUCAGUGUCUGGCCCCCAGCAUCCGUAAGUUCAGCUACUUCCCGGAUUACGUGGACCAGAACCUGGAUCUGUUCAGAGACAAGAAGGUGUUGAUGUACUGCACCGGGGGGAUCCGCUGUGAGCGCGGCUCUGCGUACCUCCGCUCAAAAGAUGUGUGUAAAGAGGUCUUCCAGCUGAAAGGUGGAAUCCACAAAUAUCUGGAGCGAUUCCCCGAGGGUUUCUAUCGAGGGAAACUUUUUGUGUUUGAUGAACGCUACGCCAUCGCCUCCAACAAAGACGUCAUCUCAGACUGCAGGUACUGCGGCUCUCCCUGGGACCGGUACCAGCUCUGCUCCACUCGGUUCUGCUGUCAGCUGGUUCUGUCCUGUCCUGGCUGCAGACAGGACGGACACACCGCCUGCUGCCCUGCCUGCCAGACCAAAGGACAGGCUCAGAGCCAGGCGUCCCCCUCUGCACCGCAUCACAAAGAGGAGUGUGAGUGCACUGAUGGACGUCCCAGAAUCCCUCAGGAUGCGUAGUGAUGGAGAGGCUACGAUUGGACAUCAGGGCUUUCUGCCACAUGAAUAAUGAUGCUUGUCCAGGGGUAUAAAUCCCAAUGUACAACCAGAAUAAUUGAAAGGUGUCCAUUUUAUUUUAGAGUCAUGCUUUUUUUAUAUGAAUAUUGGGAAUUAGGCCAGAUUUGAUUGUUUCUAAGGAGUUUUAUUCUUAAGACAUCUGUAAGUCUGGUACUGUACAUUUGUUUUUAAUAUAAGAAUACGUAUCUGCAAAAUCAAUGAGUUUUGAUCCAUGGAUUUUCUGAAACUGGAAUGCCUCAUUAAUGAAAUCUGAAUACCAGGUUUAUAUAAACUUGUUAUUUUUG